Messenger RNA from Dentiscutata erythropus, 570 nucleotides. Lineage: Eukaryota; Fungi; Glomeromycota; Glomeromycetes; Diversisporales; Gigasporaceae. The record is from the annotation of a GenBank genome assembly.
AUGGUGCAAGGUUAUUUAGGUCAAGAAGUACUCCCUCUUGGAACUCAAACAAAGACUUACGUGAAUGACAUAUGCACUCAUAUUAAUGUUUAUAUAAGGGAAGAGAUGAAAACAGAGAACCUGACUCUCACCCAAGAACAAAGUGGUGGUACAAUUGGUUUUCAAUAUGAUAAAAGUUACAAAGAAUAUGAUGAAUUGAGCCAGCAGAUUUAUGACAAGAUUAAUGAAAAAGGAGAUGAAAAUAUUUUUGAAGAGCAAGUUAAAGACAAACAAAAGGAACUAUUUAAAUCAAGUUCUGAUUCUGAUGAAAGGCAGAGAUAUCAAAAGCCGCAUAAACAAAAAAUUGAGACUGGAUGUUGGAGAAUUUUUCACAUUCUUUGGGUUACAAAUAUUAUACCAAGCGAAUUGAUCGAAGCCAAGUUAAUUGCAAAAUAUUUUUGCAAUGCAACAGAAACAAAAUACAAUAUUCUAAUUCAAGCAUUAUUAGGAGAUCCAAAAUUUGCAAAAUUUUUCAACCCAAAAGGUGAAGAUGUAUUAAUAUUAGCUGACAUUGCUGAGAAACUUUAUUAA